CUCACACUGGCGGAGCCACACAGUAGCGAAACGGAAGUGAAGAAGAGCAAGUUCAUAGCCCAUGCCUGGCCCUGCUCGUCCGCCGAUGAGGCAGCGCAGCUGAUCGGCUCGCGGCGAGACCCUUCAGCCUCGCACAACUGCUGGGCCUACAAGGUGGGGCAGCAAUACCGCAGCAGCGACGACGGCGAGCCGGGCGGCACUGCUGGCCGGCCAAUACUGGCGGCGAUAGAGGGGGAGGGCCUGGAUGGUGUGGCGGUGCUGGUUGUUAGGCGAGUGCGAUUCUACGGCGGCGUCAAGCUGGGGGCGGGCGGCCUGGUGAGGGCAUACGGCGGCGCGGCGCGCGACUGCCUGCGAGCGGCGCGCAAGCAGCAGAUGACGCCAUUAAUGGAGCUGCGAAUGCAGGUCCCUUUUGAAUUGUUAGGACCUGUGUACCCGCUUCUGGAGCAGUACGGCGCCCAGAAGCAGCAGGAGAGCUAUGAUGCAGCAGAAGGAGUCAACUUGGUGUUCAGCCUUGAGGCAGGGCGGGCCGAGGCGCUGCGGAGCGCCAUCGCUGACGCGACCAGCGGACGUGUCGUGGCAGAGCCGGCGGUGUGA
Molecule: messenger RNA, 594 nt
Organism: Chlorella variabilis
Lineage: Eukaryota; Viridiplantae; Chlorophyta; Trebouxiophyceae; Chlorellales; Chlorellaceae
Exons: 4
Biological process (GO): regulation of translational initiation
Cellular component (GO): cytoplasm
Source: RefSeq, a predicted model, not a curated record